Molecule: messenger RNA, 3337 nt
Organism: Musca domestica (house fly)
Lineage: Eukaryota; Metazoa; Arthropoda; Insecta; Diptera; Muscidae
Exons: 7
Coding region: 627-2561 (644 amino acids)
Biological process (GO): regulation of transcription by RNA polymerase II
Cellular component (GO): nucleus
Molecular function (GO): RNA polymerase II cis-regulatory region sequence-specific DNA binding; DNA-binding transcription factor activity, RNA polymerase II-specific
Source: RefSeq, a predicted model, not a curated record
UUUUUAAGUUUAGGUUUUUAAUUAGACGAAUAGUAUUAAAUUUGCCAAGCUUUUCUCAUUACAAAAAAAAAAUAUAUAGAUAUCAUUCAUGAUUCCCAUCAGACAGGUAUAUACAUACACCUCAUAGUUAUCUUGUAAAAGUUCAUUUUUUGUUAUCUAUUAAAAAUACGAAUUCUCAAAACUUAUAUUAAUGUCGCAUUUGCAAUGAGAGCACCCAAAUUUCAGAUAUUGGAGCGAAUUUCCCCCAACCUAUUUUUUGUGUAUUUCAUUAAUUUUUUUAUGUGUGACACACGGAAGCCGUGAAAUUGGAAAUAAUUUAAAAAAGCCCCAUCCACAACCGUCAAAUCUCCAAUUAAAGUGUUCACUUACGCAUGGAUUUCUUGCAAGUUCUGUGGCUUUUAAAGAAAUACCAUUUUCUCGAGUUAAAGGUUCUAAAUACCUAAACGGACUGCAUGCGAUAAACGCUUAACAGCCAAAGCGCCGUAGCCGAAAACAAGUGAGAGUGAUAAAUAUUUGAGUAACCCAUUGGAGAAAAUUUUCGCCUAUAUUUACCAAACUAAUAACCGGCAAAAAAGAGAGCAGAGUAGGAGGUCCAAACGGUUGGGAGCUCAAGCUCUUAGGCCAUCAUGGCUUCGGAGGCCUCACAGUGUAGUGGAUUUUUCCAGGAUCACGGAAACACGGCGGCCCUAAAUCAAUAUUUUCAGCAUUUAAAUUCCCAGUCAUCGGCAACAGUGGGCGGCGGUAAUUGUGCCAGUGAUAGUGGCAAUGAAAGAUCGUCGGCGGAUAAUACUCGCAGCAGUGUCAGCAGCAAUGAUUCAUCAAAGUCAUCAACUAAUUUGGGUGGCUCUAGAAAUAGUGGUGGAAGUACUGGUAGCAGUAGUGGUCAAUGGCAAAAUAUGCCAACGCAACAGCAGCAGCAACAGCAACAACAGCAUUUACAGCUACAGCAACAACAUCAUCAGCAACAACAACAGCAUCAUCAACAACAACAACAGCAACUUCAUCAUCAACAGCAGCAGCAACAACAACAGCAUCACCAUCAACAACAGCAACAGCAUUUACAUAACCAAAGCCUAGCGCAAAGCCACCAACAGCAACAGCAGCAGCAACAAAUACAACACCACCAGCAACAACAACAACAUCACCAGCAGCAGCAGCAGCAUCAAAACCAACACCAUUCCCACAGUCAUCAUCAACAACUCUCUGCAGCUCUCAGUCAAACCCUACAACAAAACUUAGCUGCCUCGAAUCCCAAUGCUAACGCCGCCGCUGCAGCCGCCGCCGCAGCAGCGGCUGCCGUUGCCACCAAUCCACAUUCAAUAUUCGGUAGUGGUAAUUUCCAUUACAAGACAAAUAAUUCCUGGUCCAUACCCUCACUAUCGUGCUAUCAACGACUCUACAAUGAAAAUGCUCACUAUCAGCGUAACUACAACGCCAACAAUGGCGUCAAUAAUUCCGCCGGCAGUGGCGGUAGCAGCAAUGGCAGCAUUAACAACAACAAUAGUUCCAGUAAUAACUCCAGCGAUACAACUCACGGCGUCACAGUGACACAGUGCAAUAACAAUGGUGGUGCUGGUUUAAAUGGAGGAGGAGGUGGUGGUGGUGUUAGCGGCGGCGUUAACUCUUCUGCCAUAAACAGUAGCUGCUCAGCGACAUUUGCGGAAGCUUCGGCAGCCGCUGCAGCUGCGAAUAAUACAGUGCAGCAGGUGGCAAACGCCGUUGCGGCAGCAGUCAUUGCCAGCGAACAUCAUCACAUAAACAGUUUAAAGUCCCGUUUUCAGCCAUCAAGCUCAGGCAGGAAAUCUCCAUUUUUGGGGUUCAUUUGCAAAACAAACGGUAAAUCCACAUCGAAUAGCAAAGAGGUAAUUUGUCCCGAUGACAAAUACAAAGAAGAAGGUGAUCUCUGGAAUGUUGAGGCUCAGACCGCAUUUUUGGGCCCCAAUCUGUGGGAGAAAACUCUGCCCUACGAUGCUGAUCUUAAGGUAACACAAUAUGCCGAUUUAGAUGAAUUUCUGUCGGAGAACAAUAUACCUGAUGGCUUGCCUGGUACCCAUUUGGGUCAUUCGAGUAGUUUGGGUCAUCGUUCAGAUUCCCUAAGUCAUGCAGCUGGUCUGUCCCUGGGACUCGGACACAUAACAACAAAACGUGAACGAUCGCCGUCACCGUCAGACUGCAUAAGUCCGGAUACCUUAAAUCCACCAUCACCAGCUGAGUCAAUAUUUGAUAUUCCAGCAUUUUCCUUUGCAUCAUCGGGGCGAGAUUUCGAUCCGCGCACACGAGCAUUUUCUGAUGAAGAGCUCAAACCGCAACCCAUGAUCAAAAAAUCACGCAAACAAUUUGUUCCAGAUGAACUCAAGGAUGACAAAUACUGGGCACGCCGACGAAAGAACAACAUUGCUGCCAAACGUUCACGCGAUGCACGCCGUCAAAAGGAAAAUCAAAUUGCCAUGCGGGCGCGAUAUUUGGAAAAGGAGAAUGCCACAUUACACCAAGAGGUGGAACAGCUUAAACAGGAGAACAUGGACUUGCGUGCACGUCUCUCUAAAUUCCAGGAUGUGUAAUGCUGAUUUUCUUUCUUCAUAUAAAAACACAAGAAAAUAACUAUGGUUUACAUAAAUUAUGUAUACUAAUAACAAAAACCACAACACUUCUUUUCUGUCUGGAUUUAUAAUACCUAUACUAUUAAAAAAAUUAAACGAAUAAUGAUAACAACAGCAACAACAAGAACAAGAAAACUAAAUAUGUAGUUGAGUAAUACAAAAAAAAAAACAAAGAACAACCAAGAAACCAACCAACAACAACAACACCACCUGCGUUUUUUGUUAAAAAAAAAAACAAGUUUUAUUGAAAUUACAACAAAAAUUACAAAUUAAUAUAAUAAAAUAAAAAAAAAUUCAAAUCUAUACAAGAAACCAUGCGAUUUUAUGUUGUAAAACAAAAUCAGAAAGCCUCAGUUGUAAUUUUUGUAAUUUUUUAUGAUUUUUCAAGAAAUGUAAGAUUUUACAAAACUGAAUAUUUGAUUUUAAUUCUUAAUUUUAGAUUAUUAUCUAUAGUUCUCAAUGUGUUUGGAAACAUUCAAAAUGUUAAUCUUAUGACUUCUUUUUGUUGACCAAUUUAUCGUUUGUGAUUUUACUCGACUUGGAGAAGACAUUAAAUGCAAAAUUUUUUAAAUUGGAUUUUUCAAAAUCUAUGGUUUUAAUUCAAAUUUGUACACAUUUGAAAUCGGGAAAUUUAAUGUGUAAAUGAAUACAUUUCUUUGAAAAAAUUGUAAUAACUAAACACACACACAUCUGUCACAUAUUUAGAGCCACUUAACUACAGAACAAAACAACAAAAC